This is a messenger RNA of Plasmodium fragile, 1131 nucleotides long. RefSeq lists its product as uncharacterized. The coding region runs from base 1 to 1131 and encodes 376 amino acids. The record is from RefSeq and is a predicted model, not a curated record. Lineage: Eukaryota; Apicomplexa; Aconoidasida; Haemosporida; Plasmodiidae. The transcript is spliced from 2 exons.
AUGAAAAUGACGACGUUGUGCAAUAUAGCUAUAUUAACAAUUUUACUUAGCAAAGUGGUGCAUAUUGUUUUGAUCAAAUUUGCAAGUAGAAAGGAAAGUGGGAAAUUUUCGGCUUCCACAUUUUGGACAUUUUUUAAAAAUAGUGAAGAUGGAUAUAAAAGAAAAAUCCUUACCGAACAAGAGGAUUAUAAGGAUGAUUUUUUAAUGGAUUUUAUAAUAGAUAACAAUGUGACUAUUUCAGACAGUUUUCUGUCAUUAGUAGAUACAAGAAUUCUCGAUAAUAUAGAUGUGAGACCAGAGGAUAUAACUGAAUCUCUAUCUAUGGAUGAAGACACGGAGAAAGAACAAAAAAGGAUGUAUAGGGAAUGUUGCAAACUUUUAGGGAAAGCAUGCAAUGACCACAAAAUAGCGAGCAAAAAUUCGUUGACAAAAGAAAAGACAGAAGCUGCUACUGUAGAAAAAGGUAAAAAAGAAGUAGAAGAAACACCCAAAAAGACAAGAAGAAGGACAAUCCAAAGUACAACACCUUCCAGAUAUUCUAAAAGAAUACGUCGUAGGUAUUUUGGGAAAAGGCUAAGUGAGUCAGAAGAACAUGAUGAGAACACAGAAGAAGAACAAGAAGACGAAGAAGUUCUUGUUCCGAAAGUACCAGAGCGUACAUACGGAAAUAUAUUCUUAACUAAUUUUGAGAAAGAAAUGGCAAAGAAGCAAUGUAUUCAACUUUUGGGAAUACAUUCAUAUAGGAACAAAACGUAUAUUAAACCAGACAUUAGUAAACAUCCAGAUCCUGGUAUUAGUAACAUACCCUCCGAUAAUGAACAAUUGGGUAAGAACAAACCAUCAAUAGAGUCUAAUGUUGAAUGUGGAAAAGACGCAUUUUUAUUGCAGUAUGAUGAUAUUAUAUGUGAGGUAAGAUCUGAAGGAAGUGUGGACGAUAAGGAUUCUGAAGAAAACAAUAAUGAGGAGGAUUCUGAAGAAAAUACAGAUAAUGAAGAUUCAGAUAAUUCGGAAAAUUCAGUUUCCUCUCAUGAAUUAUGGAGCGAAUAUGGACAUGAACUCGACAUAGGUUCAGACACAGAAACAUCUUCCGAAACAUUGGAACAGGAAAUCGAAAGUUUAAAAUAUCAUUAA